This is a messenger RNA of Trichoderma virens Gv29-8, 417 nucleotides long. RefSeq lists its product as uncharacterized. Gene Ontology annotation, biological process: fatty acid biosynthetic process. The record is from RefSeq and is a predicted model, not a curated record. NCBI's taxonomy places the organism in Eukaryota, Fungi, Ascomycota, Sordariomycetes, Hypocreales, Hypocreaceae. Gene Ontology annotation, cellular component: mitochondrion. Gene Ontology annotation, molecular function: acyl carrier activity; acyl binding. The transcript has 4 exons. Bases 1 to 417 code for a protein of 138 amino acids.
AUGUUCCGCACUGCUGUCCUCCGCACAUCCGCCUCGGCCGUCCGCGCUGUUGCCCGACCCGUCGCCAUCCGAAGAACAGCUCUCGCCGCUGCUCCCCGCGCCGUCGCCGCCCCUGUCCGCGUCCAGAGCCUCAUGGCCGUGAGGAUGUACAGUGCUGGCGGUGGCCUGCACAAGGAGGAGGUCGAGGGCCGCAUCAUCAGCUUGCUGCAGGGAUUCGACAAGGUCAACGAUGCUGCCAAUAUCAAGGCCACUGCUCACUUCGCCAACGACCUCGGCCUGGACAGUCUCGACACCGUUGAGGUCGUCAUGGCCAUCGAGGAGGAGUUCAGCAUCGAGAUCCCCGACAAGGACGCCGACACCAUCCACUCAGUUGACAAGGCCGUCGAGUACAUCCUCAACCAGCCCGAUGCUCACUAA